Lodderomyces elongisporus is the source of this 1749-nucleotide messenger RNA. RefSeq lists its product as uncharacterized. Bases 1 to 1749 code for a protein of 582 amino acids. The transcript has a single exon. NCBI's taxonomy places the organism in Eukaryota, Fungi, Ascomycota, Pichiomycetes, Serinales, Debaryomycetaceae. The record is from RefSeq and is a predicted model, not a curated record.
AUGGUCCUCGACAAUUCUUUGAAACCAAGACAUAUUAGACUCCCACUGAGCCUUGAGCACCCUAUGCAUUUGAAACAUACUCAUACUGAGUCGACGCUGUCAGCGAUACUGUCACUGCCACUUUCGCUGCAUCUGCAUUCACAACAUCUGGAGCAUAUGCAGUAUCCACUGGACCCACAGUCACGAUCAAACUCAACACACGGUGAACAACCGGAUGCUAAAGUAGACCAAACGUUAUUGAAUAGCACCACACCAGCAAAGAAUACUCAGUCUAAUGAUCAUUCCGCAUCAGUUAAAGAAGUACUUGGUGAGAAAGAAUCAAAAAACAACCACUUGCCUCAUCAUCCACAUUCCCCACCAAAUUCAAAAGCAGAUGGCUCGCUAUUGAAAAAUAACAUUGCUACUGUUGACCCGUCGCGUGCUUCGCCAAAGGAGACAGAAACGGCGAGAAAUACACGUUUGAAUGCGUCUUUGUAUCAUACGUCGGAGGAAUCCGUCAACUUGUACAAGAACCAAAAUGACUCAACGGAUUUGCUUGGAAGGCUUUAUUAUGAUGAUUAUGACUCCAGCACAAUGUCACCAAGUAUAAUAUCGCCAAUGAAUUCUGGGUAUAAUACGCCUGCAAGAUCACCCAUGUUGCAUGCGCAAGGCGGAUCAGAAGUUGAUUUGAAAGCUCUUGGAAGUGAUUCUAACUUGGGUCACAGUAGUGCAAACACGCUCUUACUACCAUCAGCACAUGCUGCGCCACUGGUCUCGUCUGGCUCUUCGUCAUCACUUAAUGCAAUGUGGACAUUGCACAACAACCACAGCACCCCAGGGUCUGCACCAUUACGACCCGAUUUGGUGAGGAUGAAACUAGAAAGAGGUGUUUCAUUCGAUACAGUACCUCAUGGAACGAGAAAGUCACUAACAUUGAAGUCUAAGCAUCCGCAGUUUAAGUUUAGAAGAAACAACAAGACCUGGCUUGUUGGAUAUAACAAUGACGUGGAAAGCACCAAAGCUGUAGAAUGGUUAUUUGAUGAGAUGGUUGUUCAUGGUGAUACAAUUAUUAUUUUACAGGUAAUUGACGAAAAAAAAUCUCCGAUGAUGCAUAUAGACAAGAAACAAGCCAAUGAUACUUUGGCCAGUUUUGAGAAAUUGAAUGUCCAUUCCAAAAAGAUUGCAAUAGUGUUUGAAAUGGUGAUAGGCAAGCCACAGAAGCUACUUAAAUAUGCAAUUGAGGAAUACAAGCCAUCGAUGAUGAUUAUUGGCACGCACCACUUUGUAGAGAAUAGAGAUUCGAGCCAUAAUAAUAAUCACCACCACCACCACCACAGGGGUUUCUUCAGUUCGUCGUCGAUAUCUAAACAUUUUUUGGAAUGCGCUUUGGUCCCGGUGAUUAUUGUGAAGCCUACAUAUAAGUAUGUGGAGUAUCUAGAGCACCCGAUAGAUUCAGAAAACUAUUUUAGAGAUUGGGCAAUGAAUAUCCUGCACCGUCCACUGUCGUUAUCGCAGCAACAACAGCUGGUACUUCAACUGCAAAAUCCUAACUCAUCUCCUUAUAAGAUGAAACGACCUGGGUUUCUAAGUCCUUCAAGUUCUAGAUCUUCGUCGUACACAAACCUUGCGGCUGAGAACGACAAGCAUAGUGAUGCAGGUAGAGGACGGUCAGUGGAUAAUUCAGCAUUCAGAAAGACAAACGAGAGCCGUUCAAGGUCUACUUCCAAAACAAGAUCAUUUUCAAGGUUUUUCAGUCGUGGUGACAAAUAA